AUGUUAAAACUUACUACCUUGUUUUUGUUGGUUGGAUUGCUUUUUGCUGCUGUUCCAGGAGCACCAUUGCAAGAAAGUGACAUCGCAGUGGCUGCAGCCAAUGGAGAUUGGAGAUCGUUUCAAAAAUUGUUGAGCCAAGGACUUCAUUAUGGAGAGAACUUUGAGGGUAUCAAAAACUUACAACCUCAAGGACCAGGCUCACAUGUUUACGGUGAAGGUGAAUACAGAUACUAUACGUCUACAAACAUCAACGGACAGAAGAGCGAGCAAAGAGGCGGUCGUAAAAUUGUCAACAAAGAUGGAAUUUUACAGGAGUACGAUUUGGAUUAA
Messenger RNA from Parnassius mnemosyne (clouded apollo), 330 nucleotides. The record is from the annotation of a GenBank genome assembly. NCBI's taxonomy places the organism in Eukaryota, Metazoa, Arthropoda, Insecta, Lepidoptera, Papilionidae.